Messenger RNA from Melopsittacus undulatus (budgerigar), 1158 nucleotides. RefSeq names its product aminoacyl tRNA synthetase complex interacting multifunctional protein 1 (gene AIMP1). The coding region runs from base 130 to 1083 and encodes 317 amino acids. The transcript has 8 exons. Lineage: Eukaryota; Metazoa; Chordata; Aves; Psittaciformes; Psittaculidae. Gene Ontology annotation, molecular function: tRNA binding. The record is from RefSeq and is a predicted model, not a curated record.
GGCUGCGGCUCGGUUCAUUUAUUCCUGCAGAUCAGUCAAGGGAUUCUAGUCUACUACAGUCUUUGACUUUCUACUGACCUGGAAGUUUCACAAUACUGUGCUGUCAUGAAAAGGAAACUAUAAAAUGUCAUGUUUUUAGCCCGUUUCUUGGUAAAGAUGGCAGCCAACAAUGCAGUGCUGAACAGACUGGAGCAGAAGGGUGCAGAGGCCGAUCAAGUUAUUGAAUACCUCAAGCAACAAAUUGCUCUGCUCAAGGAGAAAGCUAUCUUGCAGGCAUCUCUCCGAGAAGAGAAGAAGCUCCGUGUGGAAAAUGCUAAACUGAAGAAAGAAAUUGAAGGGCUGAAACAGGAGCUGAUUCAGGCAGAAAUUCGAAAUGGAGUAAAACAGAUCACAGUUCCUGGUACAGCCGUUUCUACGGCUUCAUUUUCAGAUGAUGUUCCACAAACUACAGCAGUCACAUCAUCUACUGGUUCCAAAGAUGAAGUUAAAGGUGAAGAUGAAGAAAAGAAAAAGAAGGAAAAAGUAGAAAAAAAAGGUGACAAGAAGGAGAAGAAACAGCAGCCAGCUGCUGGAAGUAGUGAUGCGAAACCUGUAGAUGUUUCUCGACUGGAUCUUCGUGUUGGCUGCAUUGUCACUGCCAAAAAGCAUCCAGAUGCAGACACUCUGUAUGUUGAAGAAGUUGAUGUUGGUGAAGCAAGCCCAAGGACUGUUGUCAGUGGUUUAGUGAAACAUGUUCCUCUGGAUCAGAUGCAGAAUCGAAUGGCAAUACUACUCUGUAACUUGAAGCCUGCAAAGAUGAGAGGAGUAGUAUCUCAGGCAAUGGUGAUGUGUGCCAGCUCCCCAGAAAAAGUAGAAAUUCUGGCUCCCCCACCUGGGGCAGUACCUGGAGAUAGAAUCACUUUUGAUGGUUUUCCUGGAGAUCCUGAGAAGGAACUUAAUCCCAAGAAGAAGAUUUGGGAGCAAAUCCAACCUGAUCUUCAUACCAAUGACCAGUGUGUUGCUACAUACAAAGGAGUUCCAUUUGAAGUGAAAGGAAAAGGAGUCUGCAGGGCAGAGACCAUGGCAAACAGUGGAAUUAAAUAAAUAAAUGGUUGUUAAAAACUUUUUUAGAUGCUGAGAUGGAAAGUAAUGCAAGCACAAUAAAAAACAUGAAAUGCA